AUGUUCACGAUUACGUCUUUGGCAGUCGUCUACCUCCUGCUACGUUGCUUCCACUUGCAAACCCCCAGAUAUGAUGAAGGUUCACCUGCAAGAUUACUUGCUGAGAAGGAGGAUGAUGAGCCAUGCAAAUCCGUACGUGGCGUUCAGGAAGGAGAGGAUACAGGGCAAGGCGGCCUUAUUCAAUCGCAACUGUUUGCAGGGGUGCCUGCGGGGGAUAGGGCCCCAACGCGUCUCGCUAUACGAGAACGCACGCCAAACGCAGGGGCCUCUCAAAGUUUGACGAGUACAGAGGUGAGGGUGGGUGGAGAAGACCAUAUAUCUGAAAGCGAGAUGCGUGAAAAAACGGGGGAGAGUAGUAAUGGAUGGACAGAGCAGGGGCUAAGCCGACAGCUUCGACUGCAAGUAGUAAAUAUAUUUAUGAGUAUAGAGACUGCUUCUUGUUCUUGCAUUUCGCUUCUACCUAUGCUGACGGCUGACCAAGGUCUGCGACUCGCGUUCAAGGUGUUGCGUGUUUUUGCACUACAGUUGGGAGCUCUUGCAAUUGUUCCCGUUUCAUUUGAGCAUCUCCGCCAGCGGGCAGGGGAGGCUCUUCUCUAUUUGGCUUCCGUAUCUCUCGACAACGGCAGUCACGAUAGCAAUCAGCGGAACAUAUGCCAAGAACUCCACUCGCUGGCAGGGCUGAUCUCAGGCAUCAAGCAGCCCUCGAUGAGGCAUUUAAAAACGUCUAGUAGACUCCUACAAGUCAAGUUGUCUGUUCUCGUGAGAGCCAGUAUCCUUGUCGUUGGUUUUUCUGUGGAUAUUCUGAUGGGACUGUUGCAGCACGCAAUUGUCUCAAGUCGAGCGCUGCCGGCAGACUUGGUGGACCAACAGCUUGGCAUUUUGGAUGCAUUGUUCGAUAUUCAUGCGAGAGUUAUUGUUAAGGACAGAGUGAUUCGAAGCCACAUCAGCAAUUGGCAGCGUAACGUGGGCGUGUGGUGCAUUUUCAGUUUGCACCAGCUCAAGCAUGAGGGAGGUAAAUUGCCAUCUUCCCAAAAGAUAAUACAGAGCCUUGUCGAUGCAGUAAAAAAAGCUGGUGGCCUUUUGCCGUCACCGCGUGGUUUCCCCGCAGAAGCCCCUGCAGGGGUGCUACGCCCAUGGCAAGGUGGUAUGAAUGCAGCUAAUUAUCCAUCUGACUUCACGCAUACUGGCGCGUCUUUAGUCCCAGAGUGCCACACCCCCUCGAUGCUUUUAGAGUCGCAACACGGACACGUACCUCAGCAAGAAGUCUCGGAACCGUGGAGCUUGGGAGAUGCGCCACAACCAGCUGUGGAAGAGGAUGUCUGGAUUGUCGAAGACGACCAGGCUGAUUCUGACGCAUUUCAUUGGCAACGUGUUCACCCUUGGGUUUAUGAAGUACCGCCAAACUCUGAUUGGCAGUUUAUUGCACCAACGGGAACAGGCGUUUCCUUUACGUACCCCGCAGGUGAUGCCCCUUUUGUUCAGCACUUCGUUCCCCAGGGUCACUUGAGUGGGACUGGCCCAUCGCCGGCGGUUUUUCAUGGCCCUUCGCCAGCCUACAGCAUGUUUGAUAGACAGGAAAGUGCUGCUUUCGGGCAAGUGCUUCCAUUCACAGCUCCAACAGGGGCCCUCCCAGUUCUUGUACCAAGUGCAGUUGUACAGGAGCAGGUGGCUCUUGUCCAGCAAAUGCCUGCGAAUUCAGGGGCUGCGCUUCCCAUUAACACUAGGGAACAGUGGCAGGGUAGCGAGUCGCCGUCUCAAAGCGGUGACCAAGCCGCGGAGUGA
This is a messenger RNA of Eimeria maxima, 1782 nucleotides long. RefSeq lists its product as hypothetical. The record is from RefSeq and is a predicted model, not a curated record. NCBI's taxonomy places the organism in Eukaryota, Apicomplexa, Conoidasida, Eucoccidiorida, Eimeriidae. Bases 1 to 1782 code for a protein of 593 amino acids. The transcript has a single exon.